GGCCACUGACCUCACGGACGGAAACCACUGUUGCCUGGCAACAGCAAACCCGUCGGGUGGCGGCAUUGGGCGGCAAAACCUGUCGGCUGAGCCCCUUGCCCAAGUGAGGAGCCAACGGUGCAGAGAGGACGACGACGGCGGUAUGUGUGAGGGUCCGUCCCGCAUCUCGGGGCCCAUCCCCCCAGACCCUACACUCUGUCCUGACUACUACCGGAGGCCGUCUUCGGCCCAAGGGCGCCUUGAGGGAAACGCGCCGAAGCUGGACCUGCUGACGCCGGACACGGACCCGGACCUAGAUGCCACUCCUCCCCGAGGCCCCCGCAUCCGUCCGGGAGGCCUAGAAAUCCUGGAGCGUGGCCGUCGCGGCGUGGGUGGCGUGCUGCUGCAGCUCGGGGGUAUCUCCCUGGGCCCAGGGGCCUCUCCCAAGAGGAAGGACCCUAAAGACCAUGAGAAGGAGAACAUGAGGCGGAUCAGGGAGAUCCAGAGGCGCUUCCGUGAGCAGGAGCACAGCCGGGAGCAGGGCCAGUCCAGGCCACUGAAGGCCCUGUGGCGCUCACCCAAGUAUGACAAAGUGGAGUCGCGUGUCAAGGCUCAGCUGCAGGAGCCCGGCCCUGCCUCUGGAACUGAGCCAGCCCACUUCCUGCGGGCCCAUUCCCGUUGCGGCCCUGGGCUCCCACCACCCCGUGUCCCCAGUCCCCAGCUAACCCCACCAGGUCCCAAUGCUAAGGCCCCAGGCCUGGGUGUGGACUUCAUUACCCACAAUGCCCGCACUGCCAAGAGGGCCCCCCGGCGGCAUUCUCGCUCGCUGCAAGUCCUGGCACAGGUGCUGGAGCAGCAACGGCAAGCCCAGGAGCACUACAAUGCCACGCAGAAGGGUCAUGUGCCCCAUUACUUGUUGGAGCGCAGGGACCUAUGGCGGCGGGAGGCUGAGGCCCGUCAGCACAGCCAACCGGACCCAGCCAUGCCUCCUGGCCACACUCGCAUGCCUGAGAACCAGCGGCUGGAGACACUGAGCAGUCUGCUCCAGAGCCAGAGCCAGCUGCUGCGAGAGCUGGUGCUGCUGCCUGCGGGGGCGGAUUCACUGAGGGCCCAGAGCCACCGUGCUGAGCUGGACCGGAAGCUGGUGCAGGUAGAGGAGGCCAUCAAGAUCUUUUCCCGCCCCAAAGUCUUUGUGAAGAUGGAUUCCUGAGGCUUUUUAUGGGGACAGUGACUGGGUCUUACUGAAGGAUGCAGCAUGGUUGCUAAGGGCAGGAUUGGGCCCCAUCAUAGAGUGGAGUUUGAAGACAGGAGUAGUGGAGGGGGGGCAGUGUCCCCAGAGCCCUCUUCCCAGCCGCUGGUGGCUGCAGAAGGGCCAUCCCAGCCCCGUAACCCUUUAUCAAAAUUAAACCUUUUGUACACAGUGGG
Molecule: messenger RNA, 1404 nt
Organism: Cervus elaphus (red deer)
Lineage: Eukaryota; Metazoa; Chordata; Mammalia; Artiodactyla; Cervidae
Gene: ENKD1
Product: enkurin domain containing 1
Exons: 8
Coding region: 143-1189 (348 amino acids)
Cellular component (GO): cytoplasmic microtubule
Source: RefSeq, a predicted model, not a curated record